AUGACAGGUGUUAGAGGACGAUAUCGUGCAAGAUGUAGUGGUUCUAGACCUAACUCGUCUGGGUCUACUACUACUUCCACCUCAUCUACUGCGGCACCACAUAUUUCGAGAGAUAUUUCACCAGCCUCCCUCCCAUCAGCAUCUCCUGUUGCUACUCCUACAAUUGCUUCUUCACCGACCCUUCCUGCAGAGUCACCAAAAAUUUUUCAGUGGGAUCCUACAAUUGAUGCAUUAGUGAGAAGAGAGUGGGCACAAAAAGCAGCGAAACGAUAUAUCGACAACAUUCGUAAGUGGCAUGCCAAUGGAAAAUUGAUCUUUGUGUCAGAUGAUGUUUGGGAUAGCUGGAUGCAGAAAUGGGAACAAGAUGAAGCUUUCAAGAAACGGUCUACACAAGCAUCGCUGAACCAUUUGAGUGAGACAUGUGGCCUUGGGGCUGGUCCUUCCCGUCAUACUGGGGGUUCUAUAUCUUCAGCAGAGCAUAAAAGACGAAUAGAAAUGUAUAGACAGUUGCUAGAGCAAGCAACUCAACCAAAUGAAGGGUCUGAGGAGCCUCAGCAGCCAGAUUGCGAUCAGAUAUUCAUCCAGGCUGCUGGGGGGAAAAAUAAGAAGAAGAGGAUUUACGGCACGGGAUCUUUAUCCCAAUCAAAAUUUUCUGACGUUGGCAGCUCAUCCUCUGUCUCAUCUGGUCUUAAUGAAAACCCAGUUAUACAAGAAAUGACAGAGAAAUUAAAAGUGCAGUUAGAGCAGAUAAAUUCGCAGGCGGAGCAGAUAAAUUCACAAGCAGAGCGGAUAAAUUCGCAGGCGGAGCAGAUUAAUUCGAUCGCAGGCUCAUGA
Diospyros lotus (date-plum) is the source of this 834-nucleotide messenger RNA. RefSeq lists its product as uncharacterized. Lineage: Eukaryota; Viridiplantae; Streptophyta; Magnoliopsida; Ericales; Ebenaceae. The transcript has 3 exons. The record is from RefSeq and is a predicted model, not a curated record. The coding region runs from base 1 to 834 and encodes 277 amino acids.